GGGUGGCGGAGGCCGGGGCAGAGCGUCGGAGCGGAGUCCCGGCGGGGGGCGGGCGUUCGGCGCGAGCGAGAGCGGAGUCCCGAGUGCACCUGCUCCCUGUCCCGCGCAGCCCGCGAGGCCCCGCCGUCGAGCCGCCAUGGAGGUGCAGAAGGAGGCGCAGCGCAUCAUGACCCUGUCGGUGUGGAAGAUGUACCACUCGCGCAUGCAGCGCGGCGGCCUGCGGCUACACCGGAGUCUGCAGCUGUCGCUGGUCAUGCGCAGCGCCCGGGAGGUCUACCUCUCGGCCAAGGUGGACGCCCACGAGUCCGAGCCGCCCCUGCCGCCCGCCCCCUCCCCUGAGCCUCGCCUGCACCCCCCGCGGGAAGCGCACGCCGCGGCCGAGGCAGCGGCCCCCGACGGCGCGCAGCCCUUCCCGGAGCCCAUGGACACGCAGGAGGCGCCGAGAGCCGAGGAGAACCCCGCCCGCUGUGCCCCGCGCCCCGCCAAAGUCAGCCGCAAGCGGCGGAGCAGCAGCCUGAGCGACAGCGGGGACGCUGGACUGGUCCCGAGCAAGAAAGCCCGUCUAGAGGAGGCGGCGGCGGAGGAAGGGCUCUCCUCGGAGCUCCGCGAUCGCCUGCAGCCGCCUCCGGCACAAGCCGAGGGCGCCUUCCCCAACCUGGCGCGCGUCCUGCAGCGGCGCUUCUCCGGUCUCCUGAACUGCACCCCCGCCGCGCCCCCGACGGCGCCCCCGGCGUGCGAGGCGAAGCCGGCCUGCCGCCCGGCGGACAGCAUGCUGAACGUGCUGGUGCGGGCCGUGGUGGCCUUCUGAGGGCCCCCGAGCGGCGCGAUCGGAGCCCAGAGCGCGGCCGAGCCGUCGGCCUGAGUGCGUGGCCCCGAGGCGAGGCCCGCCCCCGGGAGAGCGCCCGCGGAAACCGUGGAGAGGAGCCGCCGCCGGGGCUGCCGAGAGGCCCGGAGAGGGACUCUGCCCCCGGGGAGCCGUCGCCAAGCGCGUGCGGCGUUGGCGCCGAGGAGCCUGAGCCGGGGCGCGGGCGCCUUCCGCCGAGACCCGGCGCGCCCGCAGGUGUUAUCCGAACGCACCGGGACGUGGACCUCGGCCUCUCCUGGGACUGGGAGAAGGGAGGCCUGGUGUUUCAACUGCCCAGGGUCGGACUUGAGUUUUUCACUGGGGGCCGUGCUGCCCCUUCCAGGUUUUUCGGUAGUUGGUGUUGGCAUCUCCGAUCUCCGAGAAUUUCUGGCCCGCCCCUCCCCCUCCAGUGACAUACUUGUGCAAGCGGUCACGGUUGCGUCAUGGGGCGGACGUGGGCGCUUCCUGUUGCCUUGCGGGGGUGUGGGGCCUGGGAGGAGGGUCUGGGGUGCGGCCCGCCCUGGGGGAUGGGAGGCGGGCGGCCUGAGUCACGCCGCCCCCGCGUGCUGCUGGUUCGGCCCCGCGCCCCUGCGCCUGCGGCGGUGGUGGGGGCUGCUGUAAUUGCAGGCGAAACUUUUUCUCUUCGGUUGCGUUAGACGUGGGAAGACGGUCACAGUCUCCAGCGUGACCGUCCCUCGGACACACCGACACGAUCAACCUAGACGUUCCUGGUCUGAAUCACAAAUGGAGGGGGGUGGGUGUUAGGGCGCUGUCAGGCCGGACCGGGCCCGGUCUCUCGUGAGCCCGGGCCAGUUUGGGGACAGGAGAGUCUUGUCAGCGCGUCUGAGGGUCUGUUUACUCUGGUGGAUUCUAACUCCAUCUAUCUGGUCUUUUGCUAGGAACGCCAGAUAGACAAAUAAAGACCAUUUGAAUCAAAA
This is a messenger RNA of Equus quagga, 1782 nucleotides long. RefSeq names its product immediate early response 2 (gene IER2). The transcript has a single exon. The record is from RefSeq and is a predicted model, not a curated record. Lineage: Eukaryota; Metazoa; Chordata; Mammalia; Perissodactyla; Equidae. The coding region runs from base 137 to 808 and encodes 223 amino acids.